UCUGUUCUCUCAUCCCAACUCUGUCUUCCUCCUUCCAUUUCUCUUCUUGUUCAUAUUACCAAAGCAUUCCCCACAUUGCUGAACCACGGAGCAAGAAGAAGCAGAGGAUUAAGGAGGCGCCGUACCAUUUUUAGUGACGAACAGAGACGAUCAAACCCAAUAGGACUCCGCCGCCGGCGAGCUUCUCUCAGACUUCACCCCUUUUCCCCCUCACGCUUUCUCUCCCCGUCGCCGGCAGCAAUGGCGGACGCCGAGGGAGCCCCGCCGCGAUACUCAACUUCCACCGACGAGACGCGCACCACGUCACGCACCACGAGCUGCUCCACCCAGACCACCACCACGACCGUCACGACCGAUCCCGGCUCUCCGACGACCAAGCUCCUCAAAGCCGCCCUCCCGGCGCGGCCGGGAACCUACGUCAUCCAGAUCCCCAAGGACACCAUCUACAAGAUCCCGCCGCCGGAGAACGCCAAGCGAUUCGAGCAGCUCACAAAUAAGAACCCCGGCGGCGGCCGCAGCCGCCGAUGCUGUGGCGGCGGCGCCCGCCUCUGGCUCUGGGCGUCAAUUUCCUUCUUCGCCGCCUUCCUAUUCCUCAUCGCCACCGGCGUCGGCGUCUUUUACCUCGCCGUCCGGCCGGAAUCCCCUCGAUUCGUGAUCCAAUCGGCGUCGAUCGAGGGGUUCAACUCAUCUGGACCGAUCUCCCCAAGAUUUGAACUCGCCGUCGCGGCUCACAACAGAAACAAGAAGAUGGGCGUGCUCUACCAGCAGGGGAGCUCCGCCGCCGUGUACUACAACGGAAUCGAGCUGGUGGCCGGCUCGAUCCCGGCUUUCGAACAGGGGAAGGACGAGCUGACGAGUUUUAAGACGGCGUUGAAAGGGGAGGGGAUCGUGCUCACGAGCGCCGUCCGGCGGUCAUUGAGCGACGGCGAGAACAGAGGCACGGUGCCGUUUCGGCUGACGGUGACGGCGCCGGUUAAGUUUAGGUUAGGGGCGGUGAAGUCGUGGACGGUUACCGUGAAUGUUGACUGUGAGUUGACAGUGGAUAUGUUAACGGAGAAUGCGAAGAUCGUUUCACAGAAAUGUGAUUCAAGCGCCAAAAUCUGGUAGACGUUACCAAACAAGAAAAAAGGAAAAAAAAGAGUUAGGGAGUGUUUGAUUGUAUAGAAAGUUAGAGCAUAAAAUUAAUUUAGGAGGAUGGGUUUAAUUUAUUAAUUUUCCUCUCUUCCCUAAUUCUAAUUCAUUUUCCUUCUUUUUUUUCCCCAUAUACAUACUCUUUAUUUUUUUGUUUAUUUUCUUUUACUUUUGGUCUUUGUUUUUAUGAGUAGGAGGUGAAAAUUUCAAAUAUUGAAAUGUAAUCCCGGAAUUAAAUUUUGUUUCUGGAUGGAUUACGACGAGAUGAGAUGUGUACAAUUGAUGAGUGAUGUAAUUGUAAAUGAUACUUUUCGGAUGUUGAGUAUUGCAAUUUUUUUUUAUUUUCGUGCAUU
This is a messenger RNA of Linum tenue, 1484 nucleotides long. NCBI's taxonomy places the organism in Eukaryota, Viridiplantae, Streptophyta, Magnoliopsida, Malpighiales, Linaceae. The record is from the annotation of a GenBank genome assembly.